Molecule: messenger RNA, 3913 nt
Organism: Saccostrea echinata
Lineage: Eukaryota; Metazoa; Mollusca; Bivalvia; Ostreida; Ostreidae
Exons: 9
Coding region: 77-3913 (1278 amino acids)
Biological process (GO): negative regulation of translation; protein polyubiquitination; signal transduction
Molecular function (GO): ubiquitin protein ligase activity; translation repressor activity; zinc ion binding
Source: RefSeq, a predicted model, not a curated record
CUCCCUGACUGAGGAAAUCUACACGGGACUCUGUUAUAAAACCACAGGAUAAAGAUGAAAUAAAUGUCUGCUGUCAAUGAUGUAUAGAUUAGUGUUACAGAAAUCUCUCACAGUGACAGGUGUUAGGUGUGGUAGUCACAUUUCCCGUGUAUCCUCAGACCGGGUCUGGAUCUGUGAUAUAGACAAUCUCAUCUUGACAAACACAGCAGGUGAUAAACUACAUCAUCUGACAGAUAUAUAUAGUAAUACUGGAGUACACACAGUGACUAGAGACGGUGAUUUAAUUUAUAUAGACAGUCACGGUAACAUCAACAAACUGUCUACAGAUCACAGAGUAAAGACUACAUUAAUACAGUACAACACAGCACCAUGGAGACCACAGUGUGUCUACAGCUCCCCCUCCACUGGAGACCUGCUGGUCGGGAUACGUAAUACUGAUACAAAGACAGGCAAGGUAAACCGUUACAAUAACACAGGACAACACAUACAGACCAUACAGCACGACAACAACACAGGUCAGGGACUGUAUAGUAGACCUAUCUACAUCACAGAGAACCACAAUGGAGAUGUUAUUGUGUCUGACAGGUACCGUAAUGCUGUAGUGGUGACAGAUCGUGUAGGUAGAUGUCGCUUCUCCUACACAGGACCUCCAUCAGGAUCACGACUAUAUCCACAAGGAAUCUGUACUGACGCGCUGUCACACAUCCUGGUGUGUGAUUAUAACACCUACACAGUACACAUGAUUGACAAGGACGGGCAAUUCCUGUCACAGAUAGAGACACGACAACACGGGAUAGACACACCAUGGGGCCUGAGUUAUGAUGAUAGAACUCACUUACUCUGGAUUGGAUCAUACAUAGACAACACAGUAAACAUCUAUAGACUUAAUUAUGGAGACUCUCUGACCGCGCUCUCUCUGGAGAAGAUGAAGUGUGUGAAGCAUCCCAGAGGUACAUUGUCCCAGUUCUGUAUCCCGUGUGAGACUGCCUUGUGUGAGAUGUGCUUCAGGACCUCUAGUGAUCAUAUAAAACAUGAUGUUAAAGAUGUUGAGAAAUUGUUUCGUGAAAUUCACAAGAGAAAAGAUGGAGAUGCAGUGUUGAUGUGCCUUCUUCUUUGCCAGAACUACAAAAUAAGUCUUGAAGAAAAAGAGUGGAUAGAGAAGUAUAAUGCUGUGGCUGAAGAUUUCAAAUUCAAGAAGAUAAAGAAACAAUCUGAUCUUAGCAAAAUCAAAAAGUACAAACCAGUACUUAAACAAGAUGGUCCCGGGGUCAUAUUUAGUUGUGAAUUCUUCAAACACACCAGUUUUCUUAGAUUUGCAAAAGAUCCCAAAUUUAUGGAUUUUUUUCUGACCUGGGCAAGAAAAGAUAACACAGCUGAGUACUGCAGAACAUGGGCCUAUCCAAAGAAAGAAGGUGAAGUCUUUUGUUGGUUACCAUCACAACAAACCGAACAAUUGAUAGAAAAACUUGGAGAGGAUAUUUUCACACAUCCAACAUGGCAAGACACAUCAAUACAUGAAGCUGUUUUUAGAAACCUUGGGAUACCAAUGCAGGUCAUAAUGAGAGGAGAUGAUUCAGUAAAGAAUUUCCUGGAAAAUCUCAAGAAAGGAAAGACAACGAUGUACCACGCCACUGGGAUGUUAAUAGGAUGCGGAGGCAGUGGAAAAACAACGUUACUUGGAAGAUUAAAAGGCAUUGACGUGAAAGAUAUCCUGAAUAACACAAGAUCCACCAGAGGAAUAGACAUUCAGUCCGAUGUCUUUGAUGUGUCAGACACCAUCAAAGUAAAUUCAUCAGACCAAAAACAACGCAUUAAGGUUAGAUUUAAGGAAACAAGUCAACAUCAAAGGGUUCCAGAACUUCAUGAAGAAAUAUCCAAUAAGAUGAAAUCGCUAGAUAUUGAUGACCCAGGGGAUAAUGAAGAAGACACUGCCAGCAAGGCCGCUAAUGAUAAAGAUAUGUCACAUGACAGCACAAACACAGAAACCGAGUCACUCAAAGGAGAUGAAGCCGCUGCUCCAUUGUUUGAAAAGACAGAGGAAAAAGUUGAAGAAACUCAAACUGUUGCUAAGAAUUCAGAAAGUUGGGGAAUUUUACGAGUCUCCAGACAAGUUUUGGAUGAACCAGAGAAAAAAAUCUCCAUGGUUGAUUUUGCGGGACAGUGUUCAUAUUAUUCCUCACACCAGAUUUUUCUUAGUCCACGUGCAUUCUUCAUUCUGGUGCUCAAUAUGGAGAAAAACUUUGAUGAAAUGGUUGGAGAAGAAGUGUGUAGCCAGGAACGUUCCAUUUAUAAAGGAUGGACACACAGAGAUUAUCUGACGUUCUGGACAAAAUCCAUUCAUCAAUACAGCAGUGAAAAGGCUCCAGUUUUACUGGUUGGCACUCAUGCUGAGGAAAAAACAGAACAGGAAAAAGCAGAAUUUUUCCGUGAGAUAUGGAAGGCUUUGAAAACAAAAACUAACACCCUGCAGGGGCAUCUUGACAAGACGAGGGGAUUUGCAAUAGGAUUCCAUGAAAAUGAAGGCAUUGAAAAAAUCAAACUGUCAAUUGUUGAUGUUGUUCAGAAACUUGAUCACUGGGGUGAAAUGCUUCCGCAUUCAUGGGCUAUGUUUGAAAACUUCUUCCAGGAGAAGAAAUACCUUAAAAUAAUCAAUAAAAGAAUACUUCUGGCUUUCAAUGAAGUCUUACCAAAGGAAAUUAAAUUGGAGACAGUUGAAGAUAUCAAUACCAUGCUGCAGUUUUUCCAUGAUAUCAGAGAAAUCUUGUAUUUCAACCAAGAAUUUCUGAGAGAAGUAAUCAUUCUUGAUGUUCAGUGGUUUGCAGAUGCAUUCAAAAAUGUAAUUACUGAUAAAAACCAUGCAAAGGAGGAUUUACUUGAGUUUACAUCAGAGUGGGACCAAUUUGAUGACACUGGAGAAUUGAGUGACACUUUGCUGUCCAGGAUUUGGAAAAUGAACAAUAAUGAAUACCUUGAACACAAAGAUGAUAUUAUGCUGUACAUGGAGAAGCUAGGGCUCUUGGCUAAAAUAGAUGGCAAAAAAUGGUAUGUUCCUUGUAUGAACAAAACACCAUUUCCCAUAGGUGCAUUUGCAUCAUACCCUGCCUCAUCCAUCCUCUGCUACACGUUUGAUGUUCUCCCUGCUGGAAUUUUCCAUCGCCUUGUAGCGAUUUGCAUGCAGAAUACUUCAAAGAUUUUUUCCUUUGAGGACCGAGGAUGCAUUUACCAGACUGCGGCUAAGUUCAUGUAUCAGGACCGCCACCAUAACGUUCUGAUCGGAAUGACCCAGACAGAAAUUCAGUUGCAGGUGUUUGUUGUAGAGGGAGAUGUUGAUGUUUCAAAAUGUCACCAAAUAAGAGAAAUACUUGAGAGUGUGUUACACGAUCUUUCAAACACAUUCCAGGAAAACUCUGAAUUCCGCGUUGCGUUCAAAUGUAAACCUGCUGGAUUUUGUGACAACAGAGAGAGUGCUGUCCUAAGUGAAUCAGAGUUUUCUCAAGCAACUUUUCAGUGUCCUUCCUGUAAACAAAAGAACAUUCAUGUUAUUAAUACAAGAGACAUCACAAAAUAUUGGAAACAGGAACAGCAACAAAAGAAUUUGGACGAGGAGAGAAGACUUCUUAGUCCAGUUGAUUCUUUAGAACGAAGACCAACAGAUAAAGAACUGAUGAUGGUCAGUGGACAAAUUGGGGCAAUUUUCCAAAUAGGGAUUGGUCUUGGCUUAGACAAUGCUACAAUCCAACAAAUCAGGAUUGAUUACCAGAAUCACGGUGUGAAGAUACAGGUGUUUCAAAUACUUUGUGAGUGGAAAAGGAAGGAGGGGGGACAAGCGAGUGUGAAGAAGCUCCUUGCUGCAAUCAAAGAAUUCAAAGACGAAGUCGAUUUUGAGAGAAUAGAAAAUGUUUUUAAUAUGUGA